Rhagoletis zephyria (snowberry fruit fly) is the source of this 3160-nucleotide messenger RNA. RefSeq names its product alkyldihydroxyacetonephosphate synthase (gene Agps). Gene Ontology annotation, molecular function: FAD binding; alkylglycerone-phosphate synthase activity. The record is from RefSeq and is a predicted model, not a curated record. Gene Ontology annotation, cellular component: peroxisome. Gene Ontology annotation, biological process: lipid biosynthetic process. Lineage: Eukaryota; Metazoa; Arthropoda; Insecta; Diptera; Tephritidae.
AUGUCACUCAACUUAUGCGCUUAUUGACUGAGCGCUGGCAAUGCGCCGGUAAUACUUGGAAGCGCUCAAGACGCUCAUAUGGGGGAAAUGCCUCCCUUCGACGCUUUGCGACCGUAUGAAAAUACCGCACACCCUUGUCAUUUUACUCACUACUAGAGUUUAGUUAGUUGAAUGGCAGGCGACAACGUGUGUGCUUAACAGAUGAUUAACUGAAUGGCUGGCAAACUUAAAAAAAUAUAUAUUUAAUAAAACAAAAUAUGUAUACUAAAUUAUAAAGAAAAACAUAAGUUUAAAAAAUAAAAUAUACACCAAUUAAUUUAUAUAAAGUAGUGUAAUUCAUAAAAGCAAACGCAAAUUGGGGCAAAACGCAACCGUUCAGACUACUUUGCAACAAAUUGAAAAAAAUCGAUUUUUUGUGCGUAAGCAUUCGCAUGUGUACACAAGUGAGCGAAAUUCGUGGCGGUGGCGCAAGUUAAAAAUAUACUACAUCAUAAAUUUGCUAUUAAAACAAAGUGAAUUGCAUUUCAACGCAGACAAAUUCAAAAUAUUUGAGGCGGUACACUUAAAAAAAAAAAAAUUUAGAAAAAAAUCUAAACUUCGAAAGCGCUUGCAAUGAAUACGAAAAGCGAGUGCGCCAUCCGCCCGUUGUUGGCAGUAUCCAGCCGGGGGAGCAACAGUGAAAGCGAAAGCAAAAACAACAAUUGUAGCAGCAAAGCCGUCAGCAAUAGCAGGAAGCCGUUCGAUACGCCCACCGCCACUGUGCCGCUGCUGGAUCAGCGCUUCUCGCAGCCAGUACAGGGCGUGUUUCCGCAGAAGCGGCAGGAUGUGCUGAAAUGGUAUGGCUGGGGCUACAAAGACUCGCAGUUCUACGCGGAUAAUGGCGUCAUUGGCUUCAAGGGUGACAAGUACCCGCUGGAAGGUUGCACCCUACCCUACUUCACCGACUGGGUUCACAGUAAAUUCAACUUGCGCGUCAGCAACAAAACUGCAUACCCAAAAAUGCCUACCGAAUUCCCGGCACCCACCGUAAAUGCGUCCUUCUUGCGUGACCUGGAAGCGACCAAGCUCGCGUGCUCGCGCUCUGGCGAAGAUCGGCUGAUACGUUGUCACGGCCAGACGCUGCACGAUAUCUACCUCCUUUGGCACAAUGAGUUCAAACGCAUACCCGACAUUGUCGUCUGGCCGCGCAGCCAUGAGGAUGUCGUGCAGCUGGUCGCGCUGGCGCAUAACCACAAUGUCGUUGUUAUACCCUACGGCGGCGGAACUUCGGUCUCUGGUUCCAUAACUUGCCCGCAGUCGGAGACACGCAUGAUCUGCGCGUUGGAUACUUCGCAAAUGAAUCGGAUGCUGUGGCUGAAUAAAGCUAACUUGACUGUAUGCUUUGAGGCGGGUAUUGUGGGGCAAGACUUGGAGCGCGAACUGCGCAAAAUCGGCUUGACUGUCGGCCAUGAACCGGACAGUUAUGAGUUCUCGACGCUUGGCGGCUGGGUGGCUACGCGCGCUUCGGGUAUGAAGAAGAACGUCUAUGGGAAUAUAGAGGAAUUGGUGGUGCGCAUGCGCAUGGUUACCGCUACUGGCGGUGUGCUGGAGCGCGAAUGUAUGGCACCGCGCGUAUCGUGCGGCCCAGACUUCAACCACAUCGUUAUGGGCUCUGAGGGCACACUUGGUGUAGUCACCGAGGUGGUGCUGAAGGUGCGGCCACUGCCACCGGUUAAGCGCUACGGAUCGCUGGCCUUUCCCGAUUUCGAUAGCGGCGUGCAAUUUAUGCGCGAAGUAGCGCGUCGACGUUGUCAACCGGCGUCGGUGCGGUUAAUGGACAACGAACAGUUCAUUUUGGGACAAACGCUGAAGCCAGUCAAAGGUUGGCUCGCCAAUUUUUUCGAUGCUUUGAAGAAAGCGUAUGUUACGGUGUGGAAGGGACUGGACUUGACGAAGAUGUGUGCGGCCACAUUGCUGUUUGAGGGCGAAGCGGAGGAUGUGCGACGGCAGGAGGCGCUCAUUUACGAAAUUGCAAAGCAGUUCAAAGGAUUUCCGGCAGGUGGUCAGAACGGCGAACGUGGCUACAUACUGACUUUUGUUAUUGCGUACAUAAGGGAUUUCGCACUAAAUCAACAAAUUGUUGCCGAAUCCUUUGAGACAUCUGUGCCCUGGGAUCGCUGCAGCGCGCUAUGUCGAAAUGUGAAGCGGCGUGUGGAAGUUGAAUGUCACUCUCGCGGCAUUAGGGACUUCCUUAUAUCCUGUCGCGUCACACAAACGUACGAUGUGGGCGCGUGCGUUUACUUCUAUUUCGGCUUCAAGCACACUGGCAUCGCCGAUCCUGUCGCAACAUUCGAGGCGAUCGAAACGAGUGCUCGCGAUGAGAUACUCGCAUCGGGCGGUUCGCUCUCGCAUCAUCAUGGCGUUGGUAAAAUACGCAGCAAAUGGUAUGAAAAAACCGUGUCAAGUACGGGCAGUGCGCUAUAUUUGGCGGCAAAAAGGCAGUUGGAUCCCAAGAAUAUUUUCGCUGCGGGCAAUCUGCUAACCGAGCAAAAAUGGCAAGAGGAAAGCCAAAGGAGUGGCGAAGCAGUGGCGCCACAAGAUACCACCGUUGCGCCGAAUUCAUUGGUCAAGGCGAAACUUUAAUGCAUUAGUUUGAAAUUGGCUUAAGCGAAUGUAGCGGAAUUGAUUGAAAGUGUGUCCUUUUUUACUUUUGUAAUAGCGCAAGGUUAUGUUUGUUGUUAUGUAACAAGAACUUAAUUUUUUUACUUGGAAUUUUUUUUUUAUCACUUGCCAUAUUUUCUGUACACAAUAGUAUUACGAGCGGUUUAGUAUAGAUACAUAUGUAUGUAUAACUUAGAAGUUAUUUGUUCUGUUAAUAUUGGAUAAGAAUUAAAUUGUUUAACAAAAAAUAUUUCGUUAUUAUAAUGAUCCAAACCAUUAUGUAGGUUUUUGCUUUUUGUAAGGUUUGAAUCUUUUUUGAAAUUUUAUAUGUAUUGAAAACAAUAAAGAAAAAAAUUAAACCUUAGCCAGAGUACUUUCUAAACCGUUAAAAAAACAUAAAAGAUUUAUGACGAAUAAAACUUCCGUUAUUCACGCACCACGGUUUCCAUAAAGCACUUAUGGAAAUACUACCACCACAGGACUGAAAUAAACAUUAGACUGGUUAAAAAAAAUUGACUAU